UGUCGCUUUGUUAUCAUACUACAAGUUAAAGUGAUUAAAAACAUUAUUUUGUGGUUCAACAAACAACAUAACUCGUUCUGUCGAUAUCUUAGAAGUAAAUAUUCUCACGUUUAAAUACUAUAUGCAAUGGCGAAAGUUGAAGUGGCAGAAGGAAUUCUUGAAGGUACAAAGGAGAAAAAUAAGUACGGUGGCGAUUAUUUCAGUUUUAAAGGCAUCCCGUACGCGGAGCCACCACUGGGUGAUCUCAGAUUUAAGGCUCCGCAAAAACUGAAACCCUGGAACGGUAUACGCUCCGCUAAAGCGUUCGGCCCAAUAUGCUACCAAUAUGAUUUGUACAACAAAAAAAUUCAUGGCAGUGAAGAUUGUCUGAACCUGAACGUGUAUACGCCUGAAUUGAAACCAAACAAACGUUUACCAGUCAUGUUUUGGAUUCACGGCGGAGGUUUAAUUAAUGGAAGUGGCAAUGACGACUUAUACGGACCAGAAUUUCUUGUUAGACAAAACGUUAUCCUCGUAACAAUUAAUUAUAGACUCGAAGUGCUUGGAUUCCUUUGCCUUGACACGAAAGAUGUUCCAGGCAACGCCGGGAUCAAAGACCAAGUGGCCGCGUUACGGUGGGUAAACAAUAAUAUAGAAAAAUUUGGUGGAGACCCAAAUAAUGUAACCAUAUUCGGUCAAAGCGCAGGCGGUGCAUGCAUUUCGUUCCAUUGCAUGUCACCCAUGAGUAAAGGAUUGUUUAGAAGAGCGAUAAUACAAAGUGGUAUAGCGACAUGCUGGUUGCCAAAUGUAUUCUUACCUUGCGAACGUGCACUAGCGCUCGCAAAAGAUCUAGGUUGCGAGACUAACAAUGAAACAGAAGUAUUUGAAUUUUUAAAAACGCAGCCGGUCGAGAACCUCAUUAACAAACAAAUAAAACUUACUCUAGUGGAGAAUAUAAAAGAAUAUCCUUGCGUAUCUUUCGGUAUUGUGAGUGAAAAAGAAUUUCCUGAUGUCGAGAGAUUUUUCUAUGGCGACAUUUAUGAAGUUUUACGGAGCGGCAUUCAUGAAAAUAUAGAGGUAAUGAAUGGAUACACGGCGGACGAAGGAAUCAUAUUCCUAGCUGGUAGUUACGACCUAACAAAUAUUUACGAGCAAUCAAAUAGAUACUUGGACUAUUUCGUUCCAAAGCCUAUAGAAAUCUAUUGCUCCCUAAAAGAGCAAAUCGAAGUUGCAAAGAGAAUCAAAAGAUUCUAUUUCGGAAAGCAAAAAGUGUCCACUGAAACUUUAGACCGGUUCAUAGAAUAUGUUUCUGCGGACAAUUUUAUAUAUCCAUCGAUAUUAUGGCAAAAGGUUGUCGCGGAAACAAAAAACAAGAACAAGCUUUUUUUUUACAAAUUCAACUGCAAAUCUGAUAGGAACUUUUUUACGCAAUUGAUGGGUAUUCCAGACUUCCGAGAUGAAAUCGUAGUGUGUCAUUGCGACGAUCUGUCCUACAUAUUUCCGGUCAAAAUUUAUGAACAAAAUAUCGCAAUGGAUUCAAAAGCCUUUAAAAUGAUCGAUAGAGUGACAAAGCUGUGGACAAAUUUUGCGAAAUACGGAGAUCCAACACCAGAUGACUUACUGGGUGUUAAAUGGUCACCCUAUACAAUGAACGAGCAAAGCUACUUGAUAAUAGAUGAACAUCUAAGCGCAAGCAAAGCUCCAGACUCCAAAGUGUUUGAUUUUUGGGAAUCUAUUUUUAAAGAGUUCUACCCGCAUGUUGCAGUUUGAAAGAGCAUCUUUAUCAAAUAAUGAAACUAAUCUGCCGCGUGGUGACGGCAGAUCAGAAUAUAAUAUUUAAAAAAAGAAACGGAAAAUAAGAAUACUUUUAUUGUAAAAAAGGAAGCAGGAAAAAAAACGGGUGUGUAAUUACAUAAUUCUAACUUUUAACGCGUU
Messenger RNA from Pararge aegeria (speckled wood butterfly), 1914 nucleotides. RefSeq names its product esterase FE4-like. The record is from RefSeq and is a predicted model, not a curated record. NCBI's taxonomy places the organism in Eukaryota, Metazoa, Arthropoda, Insecta, Lepidoptera, Nymphalidae. The transcript has 3 exons. The coding region runs from base 127 to 1749 and encodes 540 amino acids.